GAAAGCGGAAGUUGUCUUCAGCCGCACAUGUUAGCAUACAGCUAAAGCUACGCAACGUAUUCAUGGCGUUUCUGUUAUAACAAAGUUUAUAUAGAUCAGCAGUAUUGGUUAAGUUCACACCGCAGCGUGUACCUGAUCUUGUUUUUGGUGUUCAGCAGUGAAUGAAACUUUCAGGCGUUAAGUUGAUACCCAGAAGCCUGGAGCGAUCAGAAAGCCGCAGGAUUGUUUAUUUCUCGUUUGGUCGUGAUUAUUAAUGAUUGUGUAAAUCAUGCAGAAGGACUCGAGAGUGAUAAAGACCUCUGCGCCUCCAGUGUCUCAGAUCAACGCGGAAUAUGUCACUCAGCUUUCAAACAAAUACUGGGCUCCUCAUGUCAAGAACAAACUACCAUUUGAUUCUCAGGUCAUUGAAGACAUUUAUCAGAAUGAGAUUCUCAAAUCAAAGUUUGCCAUCAGGAAAAUUAUGCUGUUGGAGUUCAGCCAGUACCUGGAGAGCUACCUGUGGCCGAACUACACGCCUGAAGCCUCCUCUAACGGCUACCUGAUGUCCAUCUGCUGUAUCGUCAAUGAGAAGUUUCGAGAAAAUGUUCCGGCUUGGGAGGUUUUUAAGAAAGCACCCACACACUUCCCUCACUUCUUCAAGUGCGUGAUGGAGUCGUGUCUGUCGGGCGAGCAGCUCGGCCUGCCGCUGAAGGAGCAAACAGUGCUUCUGCUCUUCCUCGAUCACUGCUUCAACAGUCUGAGUUGGUACGAUCAGACUCAGUGGAGGAAAUGCGUAAAGCAGUACACUUGGCCAUGGCUUCAGAGCAGCUGCUGCUCGCCCGCGGGCACCUCUCACCGCUCCGCUAACGCAGGCACCGUCUCCAUGGAGAAGGUUCACUACUGUGAGAGAUUCAUUGAGUUCAUGAUUGACCUGGAGGCUCUCCUCCCGACUCGCCGCUGGUUCAACACAGUGUUGGAUGACGCUCAUCUGGUGGUCAACUGCCAGCUGUCUCACCUCACAGACAGGGAGAAAGAGGGUCACCUCUUCUGCCAGCUCCUGGACAUGUUGAAGUUCUACACUGGCUUUGAGAUCAGUGAAUCCUGCAGUGCCAGAUGUAGAGCAGCGUUUGCUCAUUUCCCUGAGCUCAAUGAUUUUGCCCUGUCUAAUGUGGCCGCAGUGGACACGCGAGAGUCCCUCACCAAACACUUCGGCCAUCUCAGUCCCAACACCCUCCACCGGGUGUCGGCAUACCUGUGUCUCCUCCCUGAGCUUCCUGAUGGAGAAGAUACAUCCUACGAUAAAGAAUUCCUGUACUUUGUUUUGGUGUCCCGCCAUGAGAGACGAAUCUCCCAGAUAGAACAGCUCAACCAGAUGCCUCUGUACCCCACCGAGAAGAUCAUCUGGGACCAGAACAUCGUUCCCACUGAGUACUACUCUGGAGAAGGUUGUUUAGCUCUCCCCAAGCUGAACCUGCAGUUUCUGACCCUGCAUGACUAUCUUUUGAGAAACUUCAACCUCUUCCGACUGGAGUCCACCUAUGAAAUCCGGCAGGAUAUCGAGGACGUCGUGUUACGGAUGAAGCCAUGGCAGUCGGAGUACGGAGGAGUGGUGUUUGGAGGAUGGGCUAGAAUGGCACAGACCAUAGCGUCGUUUUCUAUCGUGGAGGUGGCCAAGCCAAACAUCGGAGAGAACUGGCCUGCCCGCGUCCGUGCUGACGUCACCAUUAACCUCAACAUCCGGAAUAACAUCAAAAACGAGUGGGAGGGGCUGCGCAAGCACGACGUUUGCUUUCUGAUCACGGUGCGACCCAACCUGCUCUUCGGCACGCGCUUUGACCGCCGGCAGCCGUUUGUGGAUCAGGCCGGGCUUGUGUACGUGAGAGGCUGUGAGGUGCAGGGCAUGCUGGAUGAUAAGGGCCGCGUCAUAGAGGAAGGUCCUGAUCCGAAGCCCAAAUUAAAAGGUGACACCAGGACGUUCCGGAUAUGGCUCGACCCAAACCAGUACCAGCAGGACAUGACCAACAGCAUCCAGAACGGAGCAGAAGACCCCUACGAGACCUUCAAUAUCAUCAUGAGACGCAAACCCAAAGAGAACAACUUCAAGGCCGUGUUGGAGACCAUUCGUAACCUGAUGAACACUGAGUGUGUGGUGCCCGACUGGCUUCACGACAUCAUUCUGGGUUAUGGAGAUCCUGGUAGUGCCCAUUACUCAAAGAUGCCCAACCAGAUUCCCUCUCUGGACUUCAACGACACCUUCCUGUCCAUCGAGCACCUGAAGUCCUGUUUCCCCAAUCACACGGUGAAGGUGACCGAGGAAGAUCCCGCUCGACAGGUCCCGCCUUUCAGAAUUCGAUUCCCUGCACAGAAUGCGAAGGGUAAAAAGCGUAAAGCAAAUGAGGAGGAGAAGCCAGAUGAGGAAGAUCUCACGCUGGUGGUGGAGCCUCAUGUGAUUCCCAACAGGGGCCCGUAUCCCUACAACCAGCCCAAGCGAAACACAAUCCAGUUUACAUCAACCCAGAUAGAAGCCAUUCGUGCAGGGAUGCAACCGGGACUUACUAUGGUUGUUGGUCCUCCCGGCACAGGAAAAACAGACGUGGCCGUUCAGAUCAUCUCCAACCUGUACCACAACUUCCCCGAGCAGAGGACGCUUAUCGUCACACACUCGAAUCAGGCUCUGAACCAGCUGUUUGAGAAGAUUAUGGCAUUAGACAUUGAUGAGCGUCACCUUCUGCGUCUGGGACAUGGAGAAGAAGAACUAGAGACUGAGAAAGAUUUCAGCAGGUAUGGAAGAGUGAACUAUGUUCUGUCUCGCCGUCUGGAGCUCCUGCGGGAGGUGGCGCGUCUGCAGGAGAGUCUAGAUGUUCCUGGUGACGUCUCCUACACCUGUGAGACUGCUGGACAUUUCUACCUCUACCAGGUAAUGUCACGCUGGGAGGAAUACAUGAGUAAAGUGAAGCCAAAACCCGGCCGAGAGGUGAAGACGGAGGACGUGGCGUCACACUUUCCCUUCCAUAAGUACUUCUCCAACGCUCCUCAGCCGGUGUUUAAGGGCCAGUCGUAUCAGGACGACAUGGACAUCGCUGAGGGCUGCUAUCGCCACAUCCGCAAGAUCUUCACCCAGCUGGAGAAUCCAGAGGACGGCUACAGUCGACUCAAACGCUGGAUUAUGAUUGGUGAUCAUCAUCAGUUGCCUCCUGUCAUUAAGAACAUGGCCUUUCAGAAAUAUUCAAACAUGGAGCAGUCACUUUUUACUCGCUUUGUGCGUCUGGGUGUCCCUACUGUAGACUUGGACGCCCAGGGCAGAGCACGGGCCAGUCUGUGUAACCUGUAUAACUGGCGCUAUAAGCAGCUGGGGAACCUCCCUCAUGUUCAGCUCCAGCCCGAGUUCCAGACACCGAACCCUGGAUUCACCUACGACUUCCAGCUCGUUAACGUGGAGGACUUCAACGGCGUGGGGGAAUCUGAACCCAACCCAUACUUUUAUCAGGUGACCACAGUGGACAGGUUCCAGGGUCAACAGAACGAUUACAUCAUCCUCUCGCUGGUCCGCACCAAAGCCGUAGGACAUUUGAGAGAUGUGCGGCGUCUGGUUGUGGCCAUGUCUCGUGCGAGGCUCGGCCUCUACAUAUUUGCUCGAGUGUCUCUUUUCCAGAACUGCUACGAGCUGACGCCAGCCUUUAGCCAGCUGACCGCCCGACCCCUGCAGCUGCACAUCCGGCCCCAUCAAUACUACAGCUCUGUGAGUACAGCUGCCAAAAAUCCUGAUCAGGUGGUCAAGAACAUGCCGGAGAUGGCUAACCUGGUUUACAACAUGUACAUGCACAUGAUUCAGAGCAUGCAGCAGCACAGACAACAGCAGCAGCAGCUCCUGGAUCCUCCUCGUCAGCUGCUGAGCUCAGAGGAGCCCAUGGAGGCCGAUGAGGAGCGUCCCGAGACUCCGAGUGAAGAGCAGCAGCCGACGGCCAUAAAUCAGAGGAUGUCGUGCGGCUCGUGUUUCUGGGGCAUCGUCUGGCUGCUGGUGCUGCUGGUUCUCGGCUGGCCCUUGAGCAUUAUGCUGGGGGGUCUGUACGGCCUCGUCGCCCCUCUCACCGUCUGCCUGGGUCUGGACCGGCUGGCCGACUUGCUGAUGGAGGGGGCCAAUCUGGGCAGAAAGUGUGCCCAGAACAUGCGGCACGGCAAAGCGCUGUGCUGA
Molecule: messenger RNA, 4171 nt
Organism: Sinocyclocheilus grahami
Lineage: Eukaryota; Metazoa; Chordata; Actinopteri; Cypriniformes; Cyprinidae
Gene: aqr
Product: aquarius intron-binding spliceosomal factor
Exons: 32
Coding region: 269-4171 (1300 amino acids)
Biological process (GO): mRNA splicing, via spliceosome
Cellular component (GO): catalytic step 2 spliceosome
Molecular function (GO): mRNA binding; helicase activity
Source: RefSeq, a predicted model, not a curated record